AUGUUUGUCUUGAACACAGACAGGUUACGAAGACGACUAAGCGUGCCUACUUCUGGAUCGGCAAGGAGGAGAGCACGAGAGCGAAGGCGGGCCAAGCAAACGCGUAUUGAGGGCGAGCAGCUGGCGCGCGAGCGUCGCGAACUGCGGCUAAAAGAGAAGAUUGAACUACAGCGGAAGGCUCGCGAAGAACUGGCGACAUAUGAGCCGUGGGGCCGCGCGGGCGGUGGCGCGCCCAACCCACACGGUAAUCGAUUUACCGACUUGCGAUCACGCGGCAUAUAUCCUGAAGACGAGUUAAAGGGUAUAUCAACGCAUGAAGUAUGGCAUCACUGGUCGACACCGAAAAGACGUCAGACGCGCAAGCUAUUACGACUACGUGAAGAUCCUCAAUUGAUCUUUGCAGAACAGUUACGACGUGCCGUUGAUAACGACAUAAGAUACAAACAGAUUAAAGAUCAGCAGAAAAUAUAUAAGGAUAUUUUAGAUGAUAUGGUUGUUAAAAAGAACAAAGCUAUUAGAGACGAAAUGAAACACAAUUUGGAGUAUGAGCGUAAAAUGCACACUAUGGACGGCCCUUGGGGCAAACCUGGACCCGGAGGUGCAAUUUGGAGAAAUCCCCGAAGUAUAGGAUUAAAUUUCUCUAAGUCUAUGGGAUGGACAAAUAAUGAAAUUUUCAAUAAACUGAAAGGGGAACACUGUAACUACAAGAGAUCUUCGCUUACUUUACCAAAAGUAAAGAGAGAUGAUGAUUUGAAAGAUCACAAUUUAGUUAAUAAAGAAAAUACUAAAUCAUCAAGUGUUGAAAAGUUGCCCGAAAUUACGAAACAAAUAAAUCCAAAUAUUAGUUGUAGAGACAAAGGGAAAAUAUCUGGAAGUGAUGAUGUCUUAAGGGAAUCAAAUGACACCAACAUGAAAAACGGCAAAUCCAAAAAGAGUCCCAGAAAAACUCAGUCUGUUAAACGAUUGUGUAAUGGAGAGCAACUAACGAAACUUAACAUGGACGAUCAAGCUAUCACGACGAGUUCUAAUAAUACAAUAGAAACGAAACUAACCCCGGAGGGUACAAUACUCAGAUUGACAGGAGGCAUAGAGCUUGUACCUCUUUUAGCUCGACGCAGACGUACUGGCGCGCGCACUUUACAUUCUAGUGAUGUCACACGACCUCCAGAACAGUCUUGCCAAUGGCGCGAAUUGCUUGACGUGGAUUAUUUGAGACAGUUAAAACAUCAAAUGCGGGUGAAAUGUGAGCAGAAAGAGGAGAAGCGACUAGCUUCAGCCGAGAGUGAAAGAAGACAUCACGCUACAUGGUCAUCUCUAUGGGGCCGGCCGGGACACGGAGCACCGCAGCUGCGUGGUCGUUAUGCCAGGAAUAACCUCGCGCAGUUAUUAUAUUUUCCAGUUCUAACCAAUACAUAG
Messenger RNA from Parnassius mnemosyne (clouded apollo), 1416 nucleotides. The record is from the annotation of a GenBank genome assembly. Lineage: Eukaryota; Metazoa; Arthropoda; Insecta; Lepidoptera; Papilionidae.